AUGCACAUCUACCAAACGCUCGGAUCUCGUGAACCUUGGGAAGAGAGCAUUGCUAUGGAGAUCGCUGACGUUACUGACCCAUCGACUUGCAUUUUGGUGGACGACUCCCCUGCAAAUUUGGAGGCGGCCAAGCAGGUUGGAUGGUGCACAGUUCUGGUCAAUCCAAAUGGCACGUUGCAAGCCAAGUGA
Perkinsus marinus ATCC 50983 is the source of this 189-nucleotide messenger RNA. RefSeq lists its product as hypothetical. Bases 1 to 189 code for a protein of 62 amino acids. The record is from RefSeq and is a predicted model, not a curated record. The transcript has 3 exons. Lineage: Eukaryota; Perkinsozoa; Perkinsida; Perkinsidae.